Molecule: messenger RNA, 8086 nt
Organism: Apis cerana (Asiatic honeybee)
Lineage: Eukaryota; Metazoa; Arthropoda; Insecta; Hymenoptera; Apidae
Gene: Pgant9
Product: polypeptide N-acetylgalactosaminyltransferase 9
Biological process (GO): protein O-linked glycosylation
Cellular component (GO): Golgi apparatus
Molecular function (GO): polypeptide N-acetylgalactosaminyltransferase activity
Source: RefSeq, a predicted model, not a curated record
UUGUAGUGCAUUCCAAUCUUAUUUAUUAUAAAAUUAAUAUUUUUGUGAUUUAAAGUGUAAAAUUUUCAAUAAAUAAUUUCAAAAAAAAUUCAUAUCCAAACAUUCAAUUCAAUUAUUCAAUCAAGUCAAAUAAUUUCCAAAUAUCAUGAAGAGUGAAAUCUCAAAUUGAAAUGUCUUCGUUAUUGCCAAGAUAAAUCCUGAUUUUAAUGGAUAUGAGGAUUCAAAGGAACAAGAUUAAAUCAAGACAACAUAGAACAAGAGAUCGCGAUGAUCAGAAUGCCUGCUAUCUUCAUCAACCCGAUUCAUGGAAACUGGACGUAACGUAUAAAAUGAAAACUUUAAUUCGCGUACAAAUUCAUUCGGCGCGGGUAUAAUAAGCGGGCGCAUGCGCGUUGGGUGUUUCGGUGGUGUUCGCGAGGGUUCGUGAUCAGUCGGCGGCGCCGCGUCGCGGGGUGGGGAUACGUCGGUCGAAGGGAUAGAUAGCGUAGUCGCGGUCCGAUGGACGAGCCGCGUGGAGGGACGAGAGAGGGUGCGGAGUCCGCGUGUCGUUGACAGCAGCGGCGGCUAGCAAGCCUCGCUUAAGCGUCGCUCGACAGUCGAAGCCGGUCUCUCGGCGUGCGAGUAUCGAGAGUAUCGCGAAAGGAUUCGUUCGAGUUCCGUUUUCACCCGGCGACGCGAGCUUGUCACCUGUCAACCUUCGCGAAAGAAAGUUCGAAGUCGACCGAGACUUAACCUCUGCGUUUAAAUCGAGUUUUCCUUAUCGCGUGUGUCGCGCUAACGAACCAUCGAGUUCUCGAUCCCUCGUUGUGCGUUCGUUCGUGUCGUGCCUGUUCGCCAACCACGUUUCCGCUCGCGUGUGUCCAGUGUGCAGAAGUGUAUGGAUGCCACGGCGGAAGCAACGCUGUCGAGAUUGCGAGGACGUUCCUCCUGGCCGGUUAAUUCUUAGAAUUCCAAAGUGAAGCUUUGUGGGAGAAAAGAAUUACGUUUGAACGUUGGAAUAGAUUCGGCGGUGAAACGAGCCACCGAGGCGUGAGUGUCUACGCGAGUAACAGUUUUCCGGCUCGGUUCCUAAAACUUUCACGGUUAUUCGCCUGGGCCCGACAACUUCGUGAGAGAUUGUCUUCUCGUAUAUAGAGAACGAAAGCUGAUGAGCAGCGAACGGAAGUCGAUCGUCUCGUCGGAUCGGAAGCUGUGAACCUAGAACGUUCUCACGAUUCACCAAGGAUAUAAUAAUUAGUGCUCACUUGGGAAGACAAUAAUUUCCAUUUGAACAAGAAUCAAUCGAUCAAGUUUCCGUGUAAUCUUCGAUGAACAGACUCGGUGAAACGAUGCGGUGAUACCCGAGGAACCCCGCCUCAACACCCGUACAUAUCAAUUCAUAUCUCUGCCCGAUAAACAUCGCCAAACAUCAAUCGACCAAUCAAACGAAGCAUAUCGAAACGCAAUGAAGACUCAACGAUGAUCGAAUCGCGGCCAAGGCAUAUCAGGCGUCGAUCAAGCGUGAUCGGCCAGACUGUUCAACCCACUCUAUCCUAACCAGAGACCUGUCCAUAAACCUUGCACCACACCGGUCGACGACACCAAUUGAAUCAACCUUGGUCCAACCGCCUCUCCUCCCCCUCUCCAUCACCACGUCCCAUAUCACCACGCCCAAUCAGAAAUCAACGGAGAGAAGCAAAUAGAAGGAAGGAUGUUGCUGAGGUAACGCGGCCUCUCGAGCCGGGGUUAAGAAUCGAUCGUUAAAUCGAACCGUGCUCGAACAACGAAGGGGAUACCAGGUGGCGGAUUGCAUAGUGGAUUCGCAUAGGGCGAGAUCCAGAGUGAAGGAUGGGUUUCCCCAGGAGGAGAUCCCUGUGGUUGAAGGUGGCCAUCCUGGCCACCGCGGUUUGGGCGACCGUGUGCUUCCUCUUGUACACGGAGGACCGUGCCAACGCGGCUGUUCAAGGGUUGGCGCCGUCAGGCGUCGCGGCGCCCCAAAUGGCCAACGGUUUCGUGCCCGCAGCCGCGCCUCUCAGAAAAGAGACGCCGUUUAACGCGCAACCGAAGCCAAAGGUGAUUCAAGCUGGACCCGAGCAAGGUGCUGGUGUGCUUGUUGCUCCCCGUGAACCAGAUGCAAGCGCACCUGGCGAGAUGGGAAGGCCAGUGAUUCUGCCAACGAAUUUGACUGCCGAAACUAAAAAACUUGUCGACGAUGGAUGGCUAAACAACGCGUUCAAUCAGUACGUUAGCGAUCUGAUUUCUGUUCAUAGAACACUGCCCGACCCUCGUGAUCCAUGGUGUAAAGAACCAGGAAGGUACCUGACAGAUCUUCCUCCAACAGCGGUGAUAAUUUGCUUUCAUAACGAAGCCUGGUCGGUGUUGCUGAGGACGGUCCAUUCCGUGCUGGACAGAUCACCGGACCACCUUAUACAGGAGAUCAUCCUGGUCGAUGAUUUCUCCGACAUGCCGCAUCUCCAGCGUCAAUUGGAGGACUACAUGAUGAACUACCCGAAAGUGCAGAUUAUUAGGGCGCAAAAACGGGAAGGUCUUAUCAGAGCUCGUUUACUGGGCGCUGCAGCCGCGAAGGCCCCUGUCCUCACAUAUUUGGACAGCCAUUGCGAGUGCACCGAGGGUUGGCUCGAGCCCCUUCUCGAUCGGAUCGCUCGUAAUCCAACGACAGUCGUUUGCCCCGUGAUCGAUGUGAUCGACGAUACAACGCUGGAAUAUCAUUGGAGAGAUUCCGGCGGUGUGAACGUGGGUGGAUUCGAUUGGAAUCUGCAGUUCAAUUGGCACGCUGUUCCGGAGAGGGAGAAGAAAAGGCACAAGAAUCCAGCGGAGCCUGUGUGGUCACCAACGAUGGCUGGAGGCCUUUUCUCGAUAGAUCGAGCUUUCUUUGAACGUCUCGGCACGUACGACAGCGGGUUUGAUAUUUGGGGUGGCGAAAAUCUCGAGCUCUCCUUCAAAACGUGGAUGUGCGGAGGCACCCUGGAAAUCGUGCCCUGCUCACACGUGGGACACAUCUUCCGGAAACGGUCGCCGUACAAGUGGCGGAGCGGCGUGAACGUGCUCAAGAGGAACAGCAUAAGAUUGAGCGAGGUGUGGCUGGACGAGUAUGCCAAGUACUACUACCAGAGGAUAGGUCACGACAAGGGCAAAUACGGGGACGUAUCGGAGAGAAAGGCGCUGAGGAAGAGGCUCGGCUGCAAAUCGUUCAAGUGGUACCUGGACAACGUCUAUCCGGAGCUGUUCAUACCUGGCGAGGCGGUGGCUUCCGGCGAGGUAAGGAUUCACCCCCUCCUUCCUCCUGUCUUCGUCUUUAUUUUCUUUUCCAGGAGAUCGAGGCGAUCGGGAUCAACGGGAAUGGAGGCGUUCGUUCCUUCAACCUCUUCGGUACGUGCCUCGACUAUACGAACACGUGUGUACGCCACGUGUACUCGUAUUGUCGAAUCGAGUAUGGCCGAUCGUUUGGUAUAUAUGGCUGACAUAUUUAUUUUGCGUACGUCGAUUAUAGCGUGUGAUCGAUAUACAUUGCGGAUUGGGUACUAAGUUUGGAUUUGUAGUUUGUGGUGCUUAUGCGGUCAAGGAUUGAUGGUUUGAUUAUUGACUAUAGUCGGUGGCAUUUAUUUGGAAAUCCUGGAAAAAGGAUUGAUCACGUCAAUGAUAAUAAAUAAAUCUAAUAAUUGGUUAGCGUGGUUUCUAGAAUUCGAUGUAAAUUAUAGUAAAAAAAAAAAGGAUUAUUCAUGUGUACAGAGUUUGGUAUCAAACAAUUGAUGAAACGAUUACAAUCUGUGUAUUUAUUCGUAUAAUAGAUUUGACAUCGGGUAUAGUCAACAACCGCCAUAUUUGUUUCUACGCUCGAGUGUAGAUUUUAGUCGACGCAAAUGUCGCAUGAAUUAAUAUCAUCGAGCAUCACUUAUAAUCGACAGCUUAUGAUUGUCAAUAAUCGAUGAUUUCGAAAUAUCGUUCGUGUACCAUAUUGUUCUUGCUCGUUGUAUAACAUUCCAUAACGAACGAUGGCCAUACCGAAGAGGUUAGUACAGGAAUUACGAUUGUCAUUUUGAUAUACACGAGGAUGUCAAGAUACUUGGAGGCUCCACUAUUUUCGUGGAAAGAAUAGUCAAAAGAUGAAUGGACAGGGAAAGAAAGCUCCCUUUUCAUCCUUCCUCUAAGACCUUUCCACGUUUUCUUUUCCGAGAGACACGAAGACACGAUUUUUAGACGUACGAACAUCCUUUUGCUUGGGAGAGACAUAUAUAAGUGUCGAGUGUUGCGAGAUUGUUCUUUCAAAAUCCUUUCAAAUAUUUGUCAUUCGAAAUUUCUUGUAAGAAUUUAUUUUUUGAAUAUUUGAAAUUAUCAUAGUAAUCUAGGAAUAUUUUCGCGCGAAAGAGAGGUUAUGUAACAUUUUUAAGACAAUAUUUCUCUAAAGGAUUUUUCAAUUUAAUAGUAAACUUCUCCAUCAAAUUCAUCAUCAAUUUACGAAAAUAAUAUUUAUUUUCAUUAAAUUAAUCAAAAUAUAUCUUACAAUCCUUAAAAAGAUACACAUAUAUGUUUCCAUUCCUUGUCUAUCUCCAUGACAAAAAAUAUACAAUAUACAAUAAAAAUUUAGAAAACCCAAAACAAUAUCUCUACGCUUUGACUAAUCGAAAAAAAUCUUGAUUCAAUUAAAAAAACCGCACAUAUCAUUUUUUUCGUGAUAUCUGCAUAACAUGGAAGAACACGACACGAAAUUACUUAUAUUUCUCAUUAGUCUCGCGUGAUACGGAAAUAUGGGCUGGCUGUGUCCACCCAGAUAGGCAAAGUUCGAUUGUCGGUGGCAAUGAUUGAUGUCGACGAGGUUGCGACAUGGAAAACAAUGCGCGCGAUCGAGAAACAAUGCGGGCGGUGGUCGGAGGCAAUCUCAAUCGGGUCGCGCGGCCGACAUCCGAUCGGAAAUCGAUUCGUCUCGAUCGGCUUGUUGAAUUCUUGGCUCGCGGGCGGGCGAAAAUCGGCAGCCGCCGGAUACGAAACGCGGGCAAACGGCGAAAUCGAACUCGUCGCUCCGGGCGAAGACGUUUCAAACGGGGCUUAAAGGGGAUUCCCCCGUAUUGCCAACCGAUUUCCCAUUUCCGAUUUCGCAAUUAAAGUCUCCUUUGACGGCUUAUAACUCGCGGCUGUUUUUCCUUCUCUGCCGCGUUCUCCCGCGUUUAUGCUCCCCUUUUAAUUGAUAAACGGUGUUGCGGAUAUUAUUACAUUCGCGUGGAUUGCUUUCCCUUUUCGUUUGUUACGUGAACGAUAUGCAUUCCGUUUGACGAUUCGAUCGGAUCGAUGAAUCUUCCCGUUUCAAAAUCAGCAAAAUCUGUUUUCUAAUCUUAUUUAAGUUAUGUUGCAGAAUAAUUUGUAUAAUAUAUUUAUGAAACUUGUCAACGAGUAAAAAUGUAUUUAAAAUUUGUCUAUGGUUUGAAAAAACAUUGUAUCAUUAUCAAUAGUGUAAGAAAAUUAACAAGGCGCAUAUGUACACACGUAUAGACGAGAUAUUCGAUAAAUAAUAAUAACAAGGUAUCCGAUCGGACGUAUCGAAUUCUCUGCAAAGCGUAGUAUCAAUUUCAUUAAUAUCCACUUCGGUUGCACAUUACACCAACGAACGAUAUCCUAAAACGAAACAGAGGGGCGGAAGGAGGGAGGAAGGAAAUUCGUACGUACGAUAAAUAUCAACAAUGGAAAAUCGAUGGAUCUCGUCGUGAGGGAUGGAAAUCACGGAAAUCACGAUGUGCACGAUCCGUGAUUUCGUUCUCCCCCGAUUGACAGUGCAUUAAUUUCGUGCGCAGGGAGGAGGGGAUGGAAGAGGAGAAGGAGAGGAAGAGGGAGAGGCGAUCAAUCACGUCUCGAUUUAUUUCCGUCGUGUUGCGAGGCCCGUCUCCUGGCCCUCUGUUUCCCUUCGCAUUCGUAAUUGCGAAAUGAUUGUCGGGCUUGUCGCCGAUAAUCUCGUGGCACGCUUCUCCUACGGGUCAUUACGGUUCUCUCGACUCGCGCGCCACCCCACCGCCAUUUGAUCGAUGCGUUUCCACCCCGCAACCUCCUCCUGUCGAACCGCGAGUGGAUCUCGCGGAUCUCGUCAUUCCCUGGAUUGGUGACCCCGAUACGAUGCGUCAUGUUUCGAGAGAGUGGAGAGAUAUGAGACAGCUUCUUUCGCUCGAACGAAUCGAGAAAAAGUUGUAGUUUUCGGCGAUUGGGAAGAAAGGACACAAAUCGUUGAAAGGCGAGAUCUUCGCUGAAACGUUGUUAUUCAUUUGCAUGUAGGGUUUCUUUGGGGGCAACUUUUUUUGUGAAAACGCGUGUGGAAGACGUAUGAGAAGGGGUUCUUUUUUUUUUUUUUUUUAAGAAGAAAGCUUGAGAAAAUUAUUAAUAAAAUUCAUAGCGCUGAUUAAUAAUUUAUCCACGUGAUUAUAAUAUGUAUGUAUUAUGUAGAUGAUAUGUGUUUUUGCAUUUUUCUAAUUACUUUUAAUAGCAUUAGCUUAGGAAAAGAUGGGGAAAGUUUGCACGUAGAGUUAGGACGCGGGGAAUUCGGUUAAUAACGAUUAUUAUCGGAUUAAUCUGCAUAAAUUUCGCAAACUCACACGGUACUUUGCGCUUAAGAGUAAAAUAGCAAGGUAAAAUAGAGUUGAUAUAUGAUUAUCCAUUUGCAACGAUGAUAAUAUAAUGUAAUAAUGAUAAUACUCGUUUUGUUUAAUCUCGGUUGCUAUGGCUGCUGCAUUUGUGCAGAAAUAAAAACAGAGAGCAGUGAACCGAAUAUAGGAGUCACUUUCGAAUUAAUUUUAAAAGAGGAUUGAUUGAAUUUUUAAUUUUUGAAUAUUUAGAUCGAGUAAAAAUAUUUUUAGAUCUGAUUUUUAGAUCACAGAAAGAUGAGGGAAUUAUUCCUUUACGAAUUUUAGAAAUUCGAUUUCAAAUUUUUUUUUAUAUUCUCACCAAAUUAUAUUCUCGAAAGAAAUGAGAAACGAGAAUUAAUUAUUCCUUUGAAUCAUCAAACUAAUCUCAACUACAUCAUGCGUAAAUAUUGAUCGAUGAAAAGUCAUCUCUCAUAAUCCUUCGCGAAACUUCUAUUCCUUCUCUAUGUGUAGGUUCUUGAAUUCGCUGGAGUAUCACAUCUUACAGCGUAUUAAAUACCUUCCACUAUUUCCACGUGAAUCACAUUGUCACGCAACUUGGAUAUUGCUUUGCUUUGUUCCUUGUUUUCCUUCAAGUUCUCGAUUUUAUCGUGAACGAAAAGGAAACUUUUAAGUCAGAAAUUUUCCUGAAACGAACAAUUUCAAAUAAUUAUUUUCGGCUUAAGUAAGUAGGAACUGGUUAGUCACACGACGUUUCAAUUUUAGCGAGUGAAUCGUGCGUCCAGACUCGUGAAACUUAAAAACUCAUUUUGAAAGUGAACGCGGAAAAUGAAACGGGUCUGAAAUAAUGUUUUCCUGGAAGUUGAAGGCUGUUCAGAAGUUUCUCGAGUCAAGGCUUUGUGCCCUCGUUUCGUGAUAUCAAACUUCUACGCCUUCAGGAUUCGUAAAUGCAUCUUUAUAUCUUAUCAUUAGGGAUACAAUAUUUUGACGCGCGAAUAUUUCAAAAAUUUAAAAUUUUUCCACGUAACGAAAAUUUUCCAUUAUCUUCAAAAUAUUUUCAAAAAUUCAAUCAGAGGAAUUUUUCAUUUAAAGAAAAAUCUGCAACGAUUUUAUCAUAUCGUGCCUCCACGAUAUUGUUUCAUCGCUUAUGAUCGAUCAUCACGUUCCUCGAGAAAAGAUAGCUUAAUCUUUCAUAAUUUGCAAGAGCUUCCUCACAAAAACCGACAAGGCAAAAGUACAUCGUUCCCUUCGUGUCACGUUUCCACUCAAAUAUGAUCGAGUGGAAAUUAAUUUUUAAAACAGAAUCUUUAAACCUCUUCCCCACGCCAAGAUAUUCCAUUUUCCUUUUGUUUCCCCUUCGACCAAGAAUAUUCUCAUAGAAAGAUGAAAAAUACUUCUUGAACGAUUUUAUAUCAAUGAAACGACGAUUAAAAGUUCUCUCGUUCGACCGAAAAUCUUUCGAUAUCAAAAGAACUCAAAAAAAGAAAAAAACAAAAGAAACAAAAAAAAAAAGAAAAAGAAAGAAA